UUUUCAAAAGCGUGACUUGAAUUUUGAGCUUUCGAAAUAUACGUUCGGAAAUCGUGAUAACUUACAUUACAAUGGCUUCGGCUGAUGAAAUCGAUAUAAUAAGUGAACUACAAAAGAAACCAUUUUCUGUUCGACAAUCAGGCGAGCAAAAUAUACUCGUAAAGCAGCGGCCAAUUCCAAAUUUACAAGCGACUACAGGCAAUAGAAGCUUUCAGGAAAGUUGGUACUCGAAGAUAGAUUGGCUUUGUGGUAGGUAGCUCAGAAAAGAAUUCAUUGUUCUGUUGGCCUUGUCUUUUGUUUUGCCCUGGAUCGUCAUCUUCAUGGACGCAGACGGGAUUCAAAAACAUGAAGAAUUUCCUAUCCAAUUGUAAGAAGCAUGAGAAGGCAAAAUCGCACUUGGGUGCUUACAAGACCUGGAAGACCUACGGUUUUCAGCCUCGUGUCGACUGUCUCAUGUCACAAGCUAGACGUGAGGAGAUUCAGCGUCAUAACGAAGAGGUAAGGCAAAACAGGGAAAUGUUGAAAACCAUAACAGAAGCUGUUUUAUACUUGUCUAGGCAAGAGCUUGCAUUUAGGGGGCAUGAUGAAUCUAGUAGCAGCAUGAAUAGAGGAAAUUAUAGAGAGCUACUUGAAAGUUUUGCCAAGAUGGAUUCUGUUUUUGAAAGGCAAUAACAUGGCAGGCUUGCUGAAACCCACCGUGCUGAGGGAGGGCGGUUUACUGGAGUCUCUCCUGAUAUUCAGAAUGAUUUGAUUGAUUGUCUUGAUAAGAUAAUAGAGGAUGAGAUUUUAAAGGAAAUAGAUUGCUGCACUUUCUUAAGUAUACAGGUCGAUGAGGCAACUGAUGUUUCUACCAAAGAACAAUUGAGUGUAAUUGUUCGAAUGGACAAAGGGAAAAGUGUCAUUGAAAGACAGCUUGGGUUUGUUGAUGUUAGUUGUGAUAGGACUGCAACUGCUAUAUCAUCAGUGGUUAAGGGUAAGUUAAGUCAAUAUAAUAAUGUGAAAGAGAAAUUUAUUGGACAGACUUAUGAUAGUGCAUCUGUUAUGUCUGGUCAUCUCAAUGGUGUUCAAGCUCAAGUUCAGCAGGAUUAUCCUUAUGCUCAAUUUGUUCACUAUGCUGCCCAUAGACUAAAUCUAGUAUUAUGUCAAGCUGCAUCCUCCAUUUCAUUGUUAAUAUUAGUGCUUUCUGCACCUUUACUAGCAAUUCCCCCCGAAAGAAAAGCUUUACUAUCAUCCCAUAGGCUUGAGUUUCCUAGUCCUGGUGACACAAGAUGGUAUUAUAGGGCUUAUGUCAUCAAUGUCUUACAUUCUAACUAUGAGAAACUGAUAGACAUAUUUGAAAAUCUUACUGAUAAUCCAAUAGGUUGGGAUGAUGAAACGUUAAGUAAGGUUACUGGUUUACUUGGCUACCUUAAUGGCUUCUUGUUUUGUUUCUUGGUACUUGUUUUCCAGAGAAUUCUUGAGCAGUCAUCCAAAGUUUAUUUUAUCUUGCAAGACAAGGACACUGACUUUCAUUAUGGAGUGAGUAGGGUUGAGAGAUUCGAGGCCUUUGUUGCUUCUCUGAGAAAUGAUACAGUAUAUUGUCAGGUGUACAACCUGGCUGUUGAGAAAGUGGGACCACCAGUAACCAGGGUGUUUAAGAUGUGGAAAGGUGAAGUGCCCUCAGAAAAGAUAAAUCUUCUAAAGGAGGUUUAUGGUGAUAUGUUUGACAUACCAAUGCUAGUUAGCCGACUUUGUUUUAUUUACAGAGAUAAAGACUUUCACCGUGAUUCAUGCGAUGAACUAUUGAAAUAUAUUUUUCAGUUCCAUUUUCAAUCUAGUAUUCCAGAAGUUGUAAAACUGUUAAAGAUAAAUGGGUUUUUGUCAACUUUUAAUAGUUGUUGAUGACGAAUCUGAGCCUUUUUCGGUUCUUUUGUCAAAGUUUCUUUACAAGAUGUACAUAGGUAUCUAUUUAUGUAUGUGGUGUUGAGAAAAUAAAUCACAUAUCUGCAACUAUUUUUGAACUGUUUCUCUGCUUUACUAUAAAUUCCUUCGGCAAUUUAAAUUAACCAAAAUGGUUCUAUUUCCUGCAUAAAUAUCACGCAUUUGCUUUCUAAGAUAGCCGUUUCCGACGUUCCAGGGAGUCUAAAUUCGGAAAAUUUUCUCGCUCGGCGCCAACCAUGGUGGCGCCUCGUGAGCCCGACCAAA
Xenia sp. Carnegie-2017 is the source of this 2184-nucleotide messenger RNA. RefSeq lists its product as uncharacterized. The record is from RefSeq and is a predicted model, not a curated record. The coding region runs from base 880 to 1881 and encodes 333 amino acids. NCBI's taxonomy places the organism in Eukaryota, Metazoa, Cnidaria, Anthozoa, Malacalcyonacea, Xeniidae. The transcript is spliced from 2 exons.